Messenger RNA from Camelina sativa (false flax), 1148 nucleotides. RefSeq names its product protein CANDIDATE G PROTEIN-COUPLED RECEPTOR 8. The record is from RefSeq and is a predicted model, not a curated record. Lineage: Eukaryota; Viridiplantae; Streptophyta; Magnoliopsida; Brassicales; Brassicaceae. Gene Ontology annotation, molecular function: G protein-coupled receptor activity. Gene Ontology annotation, biological process: G protein-coupled receptor signaling pathway. Gene Ontology annotation, cellular component: plasma membrane.
CUCUCUCUCUCUCUCUCUCUCUCUCUGUUCUCUAACCAUUGAUGAAAUGAGAGUUCUUGAGGAAAUUGCAGAGUCACCAUUUCUGAUUUCAAGGCUAAACCUUAAUUCGACGGCCAGUGGAUAUGGAUGGGUCGAUAAGUGCCAUGGUUUCCUACAUAACACGGUUCUCGUUGCGGCUUCUCUCUUCUUUGUCGCUUACUUAGCUUACGAGGCGAAGAAGAGCCUGUCUAAGCUUUCGAAUCGGAGAUCUUAUAUCAUGAUCGCUUAUUAUGGGUGUCUUUGGCUUGUUACCUUGCUCAAUCUUGUUUGGUGCUGUCUCCAGGGUUGGGAAUGUACUCCUGGGAAAGAAGUUGUUUGGAAUCUGUUAACUUUGGUCACAACAUCUGGAAUGUUGUUUCUGGAAGUAAGCCUAGUGGCUUUUCUCUUCCAAGGAAACUAUGCGAGUGGUUCAGAAGCAUUGACGAGAACUUUCCUUAUCUCGGGGUUUGUUAUUGCUCUUGAUUUGCUUUUCAAGGCAAUUUUCCUCUUUGGAUUUGGUGUGCCAUUGUUCAUUGACAACAAUGAAAAUGGAAAUACGUUCAAAUGGGGAUUAUGGAUCAUUCAUAAGCUUCUACUCACUGGCGUUUAUGGGAUGAUCUUCUUGAUGUACAACUCUAGGUGGAGAGAAAAAUUGCCCGCAAGGCCUGCAUUUUUCAAGUACAUAGCCAUCAUGUUUGCCUUAUACGGACUUUACCUAGUUGCAUCUGUGUUUACUGCAAACGGCCCACAUUUUGGAUUCUGGUUGUAUGGGAUCAUGAGUGUUUCCUACCACGCUUUAUACCUUCCUCUUCUUUACUUUACUUUUCUCGCAGACUUUUUCCAGGAAGAAGAUCUGAACUUGGAGAAUGUAUACUACUCAGAGAUGAAGGACGCUGGAUUCUUCGAUUCUGAUUGGGAAUAGAACAUCUUCUGAAUCUGUAUAUACACGUUGGGUAGGAUCUCAUAGGAGUCAUGGCCGCUUGUUCGGGCUUUGGGUUACAUUUUAGGGUUUAGUCUUGUGUGUGUCUGUCUGUACUUGUCCCUCAUGUUUCCUACUCUUUUAUAAAUCUAAGUUUCUUGUGAACCUCUCUGUUCCUUCAACUGAUAAUCUAAAAGAAAGUAUUGUAGUA